AUGAAAACAAAUCAGUUUCUUUGUGGAGUUAUUGAAGGUUAUUAUGGUCGUCCAUGGUCAUUCAAUCAACGGAAAACUCUUUUUGAAUAUUGUUUAAAAUUUGGUUUAAAUACAUAUGUUUAUGCACCAAAAGAUGAUGCAAAACAUCGAUCUCGUUGGAGAGAAUUAUAUACAAAUGAAGAAUCAAAUGAACUUUCACAAUUAAUUCAUGUCGCUAAACAAUGUGGAAUUAAUUUUAUCUAUGCAUUAUCACCAGGUCUUGAUAUAACUUAUUCAUCAGAAAAAGAUUUAACAGCACUUAAAAGAAAAUUUGAUCAAUUAUCAAGUAUUGGUUGUGAACAUUGGGCAUUAUUAUUUGAUGAUAUUGAAAAUGAAAUGUCUCAACAAGAUAAAGAUACAUUUUCUUCAUUUGCUCAUGCUCAAGUUGCUGUUACCAAUCAAAUAUAUGAUUAUCUUAAUAAACCAAAUAUUCUUAUAUUUUGUCCAACAGAAUAUUGUGCUAGACAGGCAGAUCCAUCUUUGGAAAAAUCUCCUUAUUUACAAACAAUUGGUAAUGGUCUUCAUCCAGAUAUUGAUAUUUUCUGGACUGGUCCAAAAGUGGUAUCUCGUCGAAUAACAGUACCUCAUAUCUUAUCCGUGAAUAGUGUUUUACAACGUCGUGUAACAAUUUGGGAUAAUUUAAAUGCAAAUGAUUAUGAUCAACGUCGUUUAUGUAUGGGACCAUUUUCUGGUCGUUCAUCAAAUUUAUCAUCGCGAAUAUCUGGAAUGUUAGCAAAUCCAAAUUGUGAAUUUGAAUUAAAUUUUAUUCCAUUAAAUACUCUUGGUCAAUGGUUUGAAUCAUUAAAAAUAAAUGAAAAACGAGAAAAAAUUGAUGAUAAUGAUGAUGAUGAUAGUAUUCAAACAUCAGAAAUUUAUCAUGUAGAUAAAGCAUUUCAUCAAUCUCUUAUUCAAUGGUUACCUGAAUUUAAUAAAAUUAAAUUAGCGAAUGAUUCACAACACAAUUCCAAGAUUGAUAAUUCUCCCCAAGCAAUGAGUCCUAAAACAAUAAUUUCAUCAUUAAAUGAUGAAGAUUCUCAAGAUUCAAUCAAUGAAAAUACUCAAUCAUCAUCAUCAUCAUCCAAAGUUCAUACAAUGGAAUGUGAUGGUCAUGGAAAUUCUUUAGAUUUAACAAUAGAUGAUAUUCGUCUUUUAGUUGAAUUAUUUUAUUUACCAUAUGAACAUGGAGCAAAUGCUCAACAAAUCUUUAUGAAUUUUCAUUGGCUUAGAUUUAAUUAUAAAUCAAAUGAAAAUUUAAAUGAAUGGCGUUGUCGUGCAUUAUUAUUUCAUGAAAAUGCUAAAAAUAUUGGACGUUUACUUCAAAAAAUGGUAGCAAUUCAUAAUCGUGCAUUACUUUAUGAUGUUUAUAAUUAUAUAAAUGAUAUUAAUUCGACUAUAAGUCUUUGUUCGAAAUAUCUUCAUUGGAUUGAUAGUGAUCAUAGCCGUACAUCAAUGUUUAUGUCAGGUGAUGUUGAACCAUGGUCAAUACGUGGUGGUAUUGCAGGAGAUUUCCUUAAUAUUCUUCCAUUGGGUGAUUAUCAAUCAUUAAUUAAAUCGGAUAUGAAUUCUUUAUCAAAUAUUUAUCUUAUUCGAUCAUUAACUUCAAAUGAUCAACCUUCAAUGUACGCAUUAUGUACGACACUUUGUUAUCAAGAUGAUGUUGAUCAUCUUCUUAAUCAACAUUCACAAAUCUUAGCGGACAAAAUUCUUGGUGGAUAUUUAUUGAAUUCAUUAAAUAAUUGGGAUCUUUGUUUUGGUAUUGAUAAUAAUGAAGAUAAUUUAUGUGGAUUUGUAUUAACAAUAACUGAAAGUGAAAAAUAUGAUAAAUUAUUUCAAGCAAAAUGGAUUGAACAACUUCAUCAAAAAUAUGUCAAUGUUGAUCAAAGUUUUUUUGAAUUAAAUGAAUGUCCUCAAUGGAUUUAUGAUCGAUAUUCUGUUCGUAUACAAAUUUUUAUUGAUUUAACAAUAAAAUUUGAUAAUAUUUAUUAUCUUGGAAAGAAAUUAAUUCAAAUUCUUAUUGAUAAUCUUUUAAAACGAGGUUUUCAUGGAUGUCAUGCAUUGUUAGAUGAAAGAAAUACUUCUUUACAUCAAUUUUAUUUACGUCUCGGUUUUGUUGAUGUGCCAACUAUUGAUCAAAAUGAUCAUACUAUUCUUGUCGGAAAACAAUUUUGA
This is a messenger RNA of Adineta steineri, 2208 nucleotides long. NCBI's taxonomy places the organism in Eukaryota, Metazoa, Rotifera, Eurotatoria, Adinetida, Adinetidae. The record is from the annotation of a GenBank genome assembly.